CCAAUCAACUCUCCCCAGCUGAGCUUAGCCCCGCCCCUGUUUCCUGCGCCGCCUGCCCCGGCGGAUGACGUGCGCCCCUCCCCUCUGGCUGGAAAAACAGCGCCGCCAUCUUGUGGUUGGCGGAUUGGCGCCUUGAGGAGAGGAAGGAGACAGAAAGUUCUGGUGGCUGUUGGGCACGGACGUGAGAGGCGGAAGAGAAGCAGAAUGGAUGCCCCGAAGCACCUAGAGACCAACAAAGGAAUCUACGUUGGGAAUCUGCCCCACGACACGACUGAGGAGGAAAUCCAUGCUCUCUUCAAAGAGUUCCAGCCAAUCAGCAUCAAAAAGCAUCAGCGUGACAUCAAAUGCUUUGCCUUUGUGGGGUUCCCGUCCCCCAAGCAAACACAACAGGCCAUAGACAAGGUGCAGAGGACGGUGUUCAAAGGACGAUCCCUGUUGCUAAAGCCGAUUGUGCCGCAGGACGAGGGCUGGAAAACCGAGGGCCGGAAAACCGAGGCGCCCAACAAGCAGCAGGCAGCAGAAAGCAGAGCCAAGGCAGAGAAUGGAGAGAGAAACAGAGAGGAAGGCAAGGAGAGCCCUACAGAAUCCGGGGAAGGGCUGUACGUGUGCAACCUCCCGCAGGAUAUUACCCAGGGAGAGAUCCUCGCCCUCUUCAGCGAGUUCCACCCACUCGCUGUCACUAAGCAUCAGCUGCAGCAGAAAUGCUUUGCCUAUGUGACCUUCCCGUGCCCCAAGGAUACACAGCGGGCUCUAACCAGGGGCCCAAGGAUCAUGUACAAAGGACGGACCCUUUUCCUGAAGCCUAACUGGGCGCAGGCUGCAGAAUCCAGGUCCAAUGCAGAGAAUAGUGAUCGCUACAGGACUGCAGAUCCCAAGGAUAUGGGAGAGAUUUAUAUUGGGAAUCUCCCAUGUGACAUAAAAGAGAAGGAGCUGCAGGAGUUACUGAGUGAAUAUGAGCCAGAGAGCAUCCGUAUGGUGCAGAAGGAUAUCAAGUGUUUCGCUUUCGUGAACUUGAGCUCCGAGGAGAAGAUCCGCUCUGCCGCCAAUAAGAUCCACGGGGCGGUACUGAAGGGGCGCAGACUGCUGUGCAAGAUAAAUACCAUCCCCGGCGGUGGCAGCACCACAAAACCAGGGGCGGGUUCUAAAGCACCAGUGGAUCUGCCAGAGCUUGAAGAGGUCGCUGAUACAGACGAGAGCACAGUGGCCAAUCAGAUCAGUGCAAAUGGCACAAUGGAAGAACUUGCCCCAGCUGCGCCAGAGAGGCAAGUCCGUGUGAGUAAUCUGCCUGAAGGUGCCACCGAGAAGAUAUUGCUCUGUCUGUUUGAGCCCUUUAAUCCGGUGCGUUUGUGGAAAGAACAGCUCGGCGAUUCCUGGGCUGCGGUGGUGGAGUUGGGGUCGCCGGAUGAGGUUCCCCAGGCAGUGGAGCAGUUGAGGGGCACAACACUAAAUGGGAGGCAGUUAAGGAUUGAGGCUGAGCAGAAGGAGGCAGAGAGUCUCUUUAGCUCGAUGCCGGAGCUGGAGCCCGUGCCCCCCCAUGAGUUAAAUGGCUGCAUUAAUGGGCACCCUCCUGAGGUCCCCAAUAACCAGAGGCCCCCCUAUGCCAUGCCGGUGGAGAUGAGGUGUAUGCUGCUCUCCCAUAUGCUGAGGGACUGCUUCCAUGACCUCAGCUGGCUGGCAGCCAUCAUGAACGUGAGCGGAGAGGCCGACCUCCUCGUGACCAACGUGGCGCCGCAGACCCCCUACUUCUGGGCCGUGCUGCUGACCAAGGAGAUCUGUAUCAACAUGGGCAAUCUGUUCCAGGAUUUGGCCAAGGUGGAGUCCCAGCUUCCUUUCCUGGCCAAGGAGGAGGUGCAGAGAGGGAGGCGGUGCUUGGCCCAGAUACCGCCCAUUAACGGCGAGGAAGCAAAGUGGAACAGGUGCUGGGUUUAUGACGUCAUUUUCGACCUCGCCGUCGUCUUCAUGUUGGAUUACGGCCUGGCGGCCAACGUCCCGGUCAGAUCCCUGCGGCGAUUGGAUGACGCCCGUUUCUGGGUCACCCCGCCGCUGGCUCAGCCUUUCGUUCUACAGGAAGGCCACGCCUCCCCUGACCUAAUCAAAACCAUCGUCCGCGGGCGAAUCACUGGAUUCUGCAGUUCCGAGCGCCAAGUCCUGAUGUUCUCCCGAUGCACCAAUGAGGAGUGAAUGCCCCGCCUCCUACUGUUCAUAGCCGAGUGCGUAGAUUUGGGUUAAUGUCUCACAUUUUUCUAUUAAUUGUAUUUAGUUGCUUAUUGAUCAUUCAUCAGAGCGCGGGAAUGUGGUCGGCGGCAGCUGAUUGGCUGUGCCUCUCUGCGCUGAGAACUGAACUUGGUUGCGUUGUGUGAGUUUUUGCAUUACAUUUGUUCCCUCUGCA
Messenger RNA from Xenopus tropicalis (tropical clawed frog), 2389 nucleotides. Lineage: Eukaryota; Metazoa; Chordata; Amphibia; Anura; Pipidae. The record is from RefSeq and is a predicted model, not a curated record.